Molecule: messenger RNA, 556 nt
Organism: Staurois parvus
Lineage: Eukaryota; Metazoa; Chordata; Amphibia; Anura; Ranidae
Source: the annotation of a GenBank genome assembly
CUUGCGGCGUGAUGGCUACACCGUCCAGGUGAACGUCAACGAUUAUCUGGACAUCUACUGUCCGCACUACAAUGAGACUAUGGCCGACCAUAGGAUGGAGCAAUACAUUCUUUACAUGGUGAACUAUGAGGGCUACAGGACCUGCGACAUCAGCCAGGGCUUCAAACGUUGGGAAUGUAAUCGCCCGCACUCGCCCCACAGCCCCAUCAAAUUCUCCGAGAAGUUCCAGCGGUACAGCGCCUUCUCCCUGGGCUAUGAGUUCCACGCGGGCCACGAAUAUUACUACAUCUCCCAACCGACCCACAACCACCGGCGCUCGUGUUUGAAGAUGAAGGUGUUCGUGUGCUGCGCCACCACGGCUCACUCAGGCGAGAAGCAAUCCCCCACCCUGCCGCAGUUCACGAUAGGACCCGAGGUGAAGAUUGAAGAUCUAGGGAACUUUAACCCGGAGGUGCCGAAGCUGGAGAAGAGCAUCAGUGGGACGAGCCCGAAGAGGGAACACUUACAUUUGACUGUGGCCGUGUGUCUGAUUUUAAUGACGCUCUUGGCAUCUUAG